This is a messenger RNA of Micropterus salmoides (largemouth bass), 1918 nucleotides long. RefSeq names its product dephospho-CoA kinase domain containing (gene dcakd). The transcript has 5 exons. Gene Ontology annotation, molecular function: ATP binding; dephospho-CoA kinase activity. Lineage: Eukaryota; Metazoa; Chordata; Actinopteri; Centrarchiformes; Centrarchidae. The record is from RefSeq and is a predicted model, not a curated record. Gene Ontology annotation, biological process: coenzyme A biosynthetic process. Bases 318 to 1007 code for a protein of 229 amino acids.
GGUGGCGCUUUACAAGCUAAGAAGCUAGGUCGUUAGCAGUGAGUUGAGUACAACAAGUCAGAUUUACAGACCGCAGUAUCCGGCAGUAGGACUGUCAACAACCAUUUCGUCUGGCUGCAUAUUUGACGGGACGGAGUGGAAAUGGCCGCGGCUUCGUGUGAUGUCAUGUGUGUUGUCGCUCUGACCUGAUCAAGACGUGUGCUAACGUUAGCUUGGUAGCAUCCCUGGUUGUUCACUGGACCAGCCCCACCACUGUGGCUCUGCACGGACUUCCACUGUACAUUCAGCCGAUUUAAAGAGUAUCACACGUUUGCGAGAUGUUCCUGGUGGGGCUGACGGGAGGUAUUUCCUCAGGGAAAAGCACAGUGUCUUCGAUGCUGCGGGAGCUUGGGUGCCCCAUUAUUGAUGCUGAUGUUGUGGCCAGGAAAGUGGUGGAACCGCACACUCCCGCCUAUUCCCGCAUCGUCUACCACUUCGGACCAGAGAUCCUACUCGAGAACGGGGAGAUCGACCGGCAGAAGCUGGGUCAGCUCAUCUUCGCCAACGAGGAAAAGAGGAAGCUGCUAAACUCCAUCACCCACCCAGAGAUCCACAAAGCAAUGCUCAAAGAGAUCCUGUUCUACUUUCUCAGAGGGUACCGCUAUGUGGUGCUGGAUGUGCCCCUUCUCUUUGAAACGAGGCGUCUCACUCAGUUUCUAAACCACACAGUAGUAGUAUACUGUGACCCUGCCACUCAGCUAUCGCGCCUGAUGCAGAGGGACGGCCUGACCCAGGAGGAGGCCGAGCAGCGCGUGGCUGCACAGAUGCCACUCAAUGAAAAGCGCGGCUUGGCUAAUCAUGUUAUUGAGAACUCAGGCAGCCGGGAGGACACCCACCGGCAGGUCCUGCGGUUGCACACAAAGCUGGAGGACUCCAUGGACUUCCUCUUAGUGAGGGUCAUUGCAAUUGCAGCCACUACUGGUCUGGGUGGGAUUCUGCUGUAUGCUGCAAAGAUACUUCUAUCCUAACGGAGCACAGAUGAGGGGAAGAAGGGGUUUGAUCCAGGAUGUGGUCAAAGAUGAGGGUGUGAAUAGAAGCAGACGAAGGCAUGUGGGGGGUACUAAUGCAAUUUACUGUGAGAUUAGUUUCACAGCAUCCACCGCCACAGCUCAGAGGUAUGACGUGCUCUGUUGGCAGUUAAUACAGACUUACAUUAUUGACACAACAUGCACUGACAAAGAUGAUUUGGUGUGAAGGGUUUCUAUGUGCAAUUUCAGUUGGUUUUACUUGGAGACACUAAAAACAUGAAGGUGAUACCUUAGAGGCUCAGCUGCUGUACAACGCUCUUAACAGCGAUCACAGUUUGGGGCCUACUGGUUAAACCUUUUACUUUGAUGCAGCAGUCAAUUCAUAACUAACAUCAGUGAAAAGGGCAAAACUUGAUUUGACUUGACAAAAUUUUAAUUUGUCACAACUUAUGAAGUUUCCAAAUUAGACAUUUUGGAUGAUUGUAGAGUCACUGUGGUUACUUGUCAUGUAUUUGGCACAAACUGCCCCUUAAAUAUUUAGUACAAAAUGCCUGUGCUACCCCCAGUCAUGAAUAUGUUUUAAAUUGGAGGGAAUACUCGUCAAAGAAAUAUUAAAAUGCUGUAUCCGAAUGAUGUUAUGCUAACAGAAUGUUAUUGUAUGCUAAUGACCUAAAUUAUGAAGAUAUAAGACAGAAUGUAUUUGACAAUCCAUUUGUAAUGGGAACAGUGUGAAUUUUCAUGAAUUAACAGACUUUAUCACUGUAUUUUCUUACACUCGAAGCUGUCCUCUGUAAAUAAGAAGUAUGUGAAUUCUACUUUUCUGUGUACACUCACUUGUAACUAAAACAACAUUUGUAACAUUAGCUGCUUAACUGAAAUAUAAACGAUCCGACAUUACCGUUUUAAAGUAA